Molecule: messenger RNA, 1006 nt
Organism: Frieseomelitta varia
Lineage: Eukaryota; Metazoa; Arthropoda; Insecta; Hymenoptera; Apidae
Product: guanine nucleotide-binding protein subunit beta-like protein 1
Exons: 4
Coding region: 1-939 (312 amino acids)
Molecular function (GO): protein binding
Source: RefSeq, a predicted model, not a curated record
AUGGCGACACUUCCUCCGGAUCCAAAAUAUCUUUUUCGUGGUGAUAUGGGUUGUGUGAAUUGCAUUCUUUUUCAAAUAACUCCCAAUGUAGAACAUCUUUAUGCAGGCACUACCAAAGGCAACAUUCACAUUUGGGAUCUAAAUACAAAUAGAGAAUUAUAUCAAAUUAUAUCAGAAGAUUCUUGUUUAAAUUUGCAAAGCUUAAACAAUAAUACUUUGUUUGUACAACAUAAAUGUGGUUUAAUCAAAAUGUAUAAAAAAACAGAAACUCAAUGGACUGCAUUUAAGUCCAUUAACAUAGAUUUUUAUCACUAUUGCAGGUUUCAAGUAUUUUCUGGAAAUGAAAUAUUUGUACCACUUAAAGACUCUGCAGUUGGAGUAUUAUCUUUGAAUACUUUUAAUACUGAACUGAAAUUGAAUUCUCAUAAUUCCAAGAAUUUAGGAGAAGUAAUGGCUAUCAAACCACUAAAAAAUGAAAAAGUUUUAGUUGCUUAUGAAGCAGGAGAAUUAAUUCUAUGGGAUGUUCGGCAAAAUAAAAUAUUAAGUUCUUUAACAGUAGAAGCAUGUCCAAUGGCAUUAGAUUUUGAUACUACAUUAUCAAAAGGGGCCAUUGCUGGUCCCUCUAAUAAUAUACAGAUAUUUAGUUUAUCAGUUAAUCAUCUAUUGCAUAAUAAAAAUAAAAUAACUCUGACAAAUCCUGGAAUUUCUGUAAUUACAAUUAGACCUGAUACUAAAAUUAUGACGACUGGAGGAUGGGACAACCGGAUUAGAAUAUAUUCUUGGAAAACCUUAAAACCAUUAGCUGUUUUAUGUCAACAUAAAGAUACUGUACAAGAUAUUAUUUAUUCUACAGAAGGAAUAAAAGCUUAUAAUAAUAAAUUGAUAAUGGCUACAGCUGCAAAAGAUGGAUACAUAGCAUUAUGGGAUAUUUAUAAUUGAAUUUCAUCACAAAAUCAAUGAAAAAUUUUUGUUAUAAUUUAAAUAACAUAAUAAAACUUUAAUUAAA